GUCUCCAGCUGGAUUGGCCCUCUGUUCCUCCCCGCACCUGCACUUUUGUUCCGGUCCUUCAGCGCCCUGGCUGGAGGUGCAGAGCCCGUUGUGGGCCCUUCCAAGGAGGUUUCUGUGGAGCUGGCCGAGGAGGAGGAGGACGGGACUUUGCAAAGCACCGGUGUCUUUCAGUCGGUUCUUCUCGUGGAUUUCACCGAAGAGGUUUGCGCCUACGUGGGCCGUUACGAUCCGGUGACCUCCCCUGUGGAGGCCGUGCAUUUCCAGACCGGGGCUCCGCACCUACAGCUGCACUUUCCUUCUGUGUUGCAAGCCGCUCGGGCGUGGGUGCUGGAAGAAGAAGGAGAGAGGCUGGCCUUUUAUUCAGCCAACGAGGGAGGCGACCAUGCUCCGGAGGCUCUUCAGGAGGAUGCUGCUCCAAAACGGAGGGCUGCAGCCCCGCGGCCCAAGCGGCACACCAACGCCCAGUUGGCCGAUCAGAUCAGCAGCCUGGUCGGCAUGCUCCCUGCUUUGACCCAGCAGGUUCAGGACCUAGCCUCCCGCCAAAGAGCUUUGGAGGCAAAGGCGGCCCAGGUUCCCUCGGCGGCACCUCCCUCGGCAAGUCCAGCGCUUCCUGCUCAUCGCCGCCCUUUUCCUUCACUGGUGCAAGCCCCUUUCCUUCGUGCUCCGCCUCCUGCCUUUCCACCGGAGCAGGCCGAAGAGGAACUGGAUCAGGCAGAGAGCUCCGAUGGGGGCAUGGGAGCUUCCGGUGUCAUAGGGCUUGGUUCUCGGGGAGCCGCCAAGCGGGAGAAGCUGCAGGAGCAGCUGGCCCUCCGAACGGGAGGUUUCCUUUUGGCUGUGAGCCAGCAAGCUUUGAGGCGUCUCGUUCCUUCAGAGCCGCUACCAGCCACCAGGGACGAGCUCGCCUUGCGCCGGUCCGUGUUCACUUCGUACGCCGAGCGCUUCGGAGGCUUUGGGUCGCAAAGGGGUUUGGGAGUGAUUUUCUGGCUCCUCGCCAAUAUCCUGGAUGCCAUGAUAUCAGGCGAUGCCACAGGAGCGGAGGAGAUGGCAGCCCUCGCUAUCAUUGCCGUCGAGCAGGCUUCUCAAGACUCAGGGUCUUGGGACCUGGCAUACCUGCUAACCUUGAUGGAGGACCCACCUCACCAGCUUUUUCAGCAUCGCCCUCAGUCUCAAAACCCGAGGCUCCGGGCUUUCGGGGGCCUGACUCCCCAGCCGUGGGCCACCACCACUUUGUCUUUUGUCAAGGAGAUAGAUGCCAUCCAAAGCCGGCGCAACGAGACUAUGAGUGCCCCGAAGUCAAGGACACUUCGCCUGCCUAGGUCCUCCUGGGCUGUUUCCCGGGCGAACAGUUACAAUACCAAGGGGCCCCCUUUGAAGCCGUUCCGGGCCCGUGCCCCUUUGAAGAGCCAGUUCGACUGGCAAUGCCCCGUCUUCCCCGCCGCCCUGACAAGCCAGCGCGUCCUGCUCACGCUCUUUUCCCUCUGCCGGUCCCGUGUCGCUUUCAGGCGUGUUGCUCACGUUGCCGUCAUGGCUUGCAACUUCCUUUUCGCGGGGGCUUGCCCAUGCCCAUUGCGUUUGCUUACUCACCGGCCAAACAAAGCUCAGGCUGCUGCCAUAGGCUACGUCUUUAAGCUUUGUAGGGCGUGCGGUGCCGUGGAACCAUUUCUUGUGGCUUCUGCUGGGCGCCGAAACCUUUCCCUAGCCACUGGCCUUGCCGAGCUCUGCGAGCACCUUACCUUUGUGGGCCCCUCUUCUGAUCCCUACGGCCCCCAGUUCCAUGGUGUAGCUCCUGAGGCCGCUGAUCCUGGCAAGUGUUCUUUCGUUGCUCCGGGGCCCUCCCCUUGCACUGGCGAAGGCUACGAGAUUACAGGGAGGGGCCAGUGGGACCCCUCUCCUUUCCUUGCUCCGGACCCGGACUUGCAAAUUGCUUUCCUCGAGCCGGAUAUCUUGCUGCACAGUGCCUCUCCACCUGCCGAUGCCGUGCCUGAUCUCAGCCGAGAGCGCCCCCGUGAAGUGGGCGACCUCGCCCUGCGCUGGUCCGAGCUUGGGCUUCUUGGCCUCAAGGACUCCUAUCAGGACCAGGUCUCCCCUCAUGACUCAGUCCGCGUCUUUAACUGCUUUAAGACGCCCGAGUGCGAUCGCAUGAUCGGGGACAGGCGGUCGAGGAACUUUCGUGAGCGGGCCCUCCGGGGGCCCUCGGUGUCUUUGCCAUGCGGCCCAGUGUUCCUGUCGGUCUACCUGAACCCUCGCAGCACCACCCUCCGCAUCGCAAUCACUGAUCGCAAGGACUUCUAUCAUCAGAUAGCAGCUGGGCCCCGCAAGGCCAGCCACAAUUCGUUGUAUCCCCCCUUGCGGGAGGAGCUCUUCCUUGGAACCGCCGCGCUGUCUGAACUUCACAAGAGGAGAGCUUCCUCGAGCCGCCGCUCUGUUUUGGUUGAGCCCGCCGGCGAGGGAAAGGUCAUCGCCUGCUUCAAGGCUGUGCUGCAGGGGGACCACCUCGGCGUUGAGGAGGCGCCCGAGACCCCGCCCGAGGAAUCUCAGGCCGUGAGGGCCCUUGAGCGGGCCACCCUCGCUUAUCAAGAUGCUAAGCUUCUGGGGUCGACUGAGAAGGAUGUCAAGGGUGAGGAGAAGGCCAAGGUUGCAGGAGCCGAAUUGGAUGCUUCGGCUAGUGCCCGCCAGGCUGGGCUGGUCACGGCAGGUGCGCCCUGCAGCAAGAGGCUCUCUCUUGCCUCGAUUUCCCUGAGCCUCGCUUCCCUGCCCUCGACAACGGACGUGCUGCACAGUUGCCUUCUUGGGGGCUGGGUAUCGGCUUUUCUUUACCGGCGCCCGCUGAUGGCUGUGUUCUCUCAUGCCUUUGCCCUUGUCGAUGCUGUGCUCCACCGGGCUGACCCUCUCUUUGAAGAACUCCCUCUUGAGGUCUUUUUCUUGUGGCUCCUCCACAUGCUGGAGACCGGGGGUGUCGAUGCUGUGGCGGCUCGUUUUGGGGCCCUUUGCCUUCUUGAGCAAACAGGCUCGAGCCUCAUGAGGCGCCUCGUCACUUCUGUUUCCUUGCUCACCGGCUUGCUGCAAAAGGCCAUUGCCAAGACUUUCUCUCGGGGCCUACAGAGGAAGCUCCAGGCAAAGCGCACCUUCGAGCUCGAACCCUAUGGUCUGGAGAGCUUGUUGGUUAAUGAUGCCGCGUCUUCCUUGAGCUGGGCCCUCACCUCGGCUUGGAAAUGGGACCACGAGUCCCACAUAAAUUGCUUGGAGUCCUCGGCUUUCCUUCGGCUCUGCUACCAUAAGGCAAGGCAGGCACGGCCCUCAAGGUUUGCCUCCCUCAUCGACUCGAAUGUCGCGAGAUGCGCUAUCAGCAAGGGUCGUUCCCCCUCGAAGGCAUUGAUGAAGGUUCUCAGGCGCAUCUCCGCGGUGUCUCUGGCAUGUGGACUUUAUAGUGCCUUGCCUUUCUGCCCCACCCGUUUGAUGCCUGCCGAUGCCCCUUCACGGGAUGCUCCUCUUCUUCCUCCUCGGCCUGGGCCCAACCUUCUCUCUUCGUAUCCCAUCGACCCCCUUGCUGCGCUACCUCGCCUGCGCCGGUGGGCUGCCAACUGGGCGCGCCUCUGCCUCCUUGUGGUACCAUGGAUUUUCCCUUCGCCUGAUGACCGGGAUGCCCGCUUACCUUCCCUGACCUACGUUCCUCCUCCCUUCGACUUCGCCAUCACCCAGAAGAACCGAGACAAGCUUUGGGAAAGCUUCAGGGCCUGGUCAGAAGAGCAGGGGGUCCCGGAUGACUUGUUUUCUGAGGCCUCCCUGCCAGACAUCGACAGCAUCAACGCCGUGUUGGCUAGAUAUGGCAGGAUGCUUUAUAAAGCGGGGAGGCCCUACAACCACUAUUCCGAGACAGUGAACGCCCUGGCCUCAAAGUUCCCCCGCCUUCGACGACUGCUGCAACCGGCUUGGGAUGUUGCCUUUCAGUGGCAGCGUUUGGAGCCGCAUGUGCACCACCAGGCCAUGCCUUGGCAGAUUUUAGCUGCUGUUCUUGCCGCUGCUCUUUGCUGGGGCUGGCCCGAAGUUGCUGGCAUAGUCGCUCUUUCCUGGGGUGGCCUAGCCAGGAUUGGCGAGAUCUUUGCGGCUUACAGAAGAGAUUUAGUUCUGCCUGCCGACGUCGGGGAGGAGCAGGAGAACGUCCUCCUCUCCAUUCGCGAGCCCAAGACCCGAAAUACAGCAGCCCGUCACCAAGCCCUCAAGGUUGAUCAACCACAGCUUGUCCAGACCAUUAUCCUGGCUUUCAGUAACUUGACCAAGGAUCAGCGCCUGUGGCCCUGGUCCCCGGCCACCUUCAG
This is a messenger RNA of Symbiodinium necroappetens, 4316 nucleotides long. The record is from the annotation of a GenBank genome assembly. Lineage: Eukaryota; Dinophyceae; Suessiales; Symbiodiniaceae.